This is a messenger RNA of Zingiber officinale, 1497 nucleotides long. Its product is annotated as very-long-chain 3-oxoacyl-CoA reductase 1-like. NCBI's taxonomy places the organism in Eukaryota, Viridiplantae, Streptophyta, Magnoliopsida, Zingiberales, Zingiberaceae. Bases 366 to 1334 code for a protein of 322 amino acids. The record is from RefSeq and is a predicted model, not a curated record. The transcript is spliced from 4 exons. Gene Ontology annotation, cellular component: endoplasmic reticulum. Gene Ontology annotation, molecular function: ketoreductase activity.
GUCGGCGUGGUUUUCAGCGCAAGUGGGAUUUUAUUGCUGGGGCCAGAAGAGGAGACGAAGGUGAGAGCGUGGAGAGUGGCACAAGCAAAAAGGAAAGGAGAAGAAGCUAAGGGAAUUUUGGAAGGGGGAUCCAUCUCAGUCACAGGAAGGAUGUGUUCCAAAAGUAAACUGAUCGGGUGUGAUUUUGAGCUGCCUUGUGACUGACGAGUUCUCCGAUCGCUCAUCAACCUCAACAGAACGCAACCGUUUCCAACUCUCUCUCUCCACGUCAGCCGUCAGUCGGUUCAAUUUGAGUUUAUUUUGCCCCUUCGCCACACAACAAGAAGACAGAAGAAAGAAGAAAGAAGAAAGAAGAAGAAGAAGCAAUGGCUGCCUGCUCCUAUCAUCAGCACCUCGAAACCCUACCUACGUGGGUCCUCCUCCUCGCCGGCGUCGGCCUCCUCGCGCUUCUCAGGAUUUCAAUCCUCCUCCUCCGUUGGGCCUUCGUUACCUUCCUUCGGCCCGGCAAGGACCUCCGCGGCUACGGCUCCUGGGCCCUCGUCACCGGCUCCACCGACGGCAUCGGCAAGGCGUUCGCUUUCCAGCUCGCCCGGGAGGGCCUCAACGUCCUCCUCGUCGGCCGUAGCCCCGAGAAGCUCCGCGACGUCUCCGACGCCGUCCGCGCCGCGAGUCCGGACGUCCGCGUCGACACCGUCGUCGUUGACCUCUCCGGAGAGCUCCACGACGGCCUCGCCCGACUCCGGAAGGCCGUUCGGGGCCUCGACGUCGGGAUACUAGUCAACAACGCCGGCGUUUCCUACCCCUACGCCAGGUUCUUCCACGAGGUGGAUGAGCAGCUGCUGAGGGACCUGAUUAAGGUGAACGUGGAGGGGCUGACCCAGAUCACGCAGGCCGUGCUGCCGGGGAUGCUCGAAAGGAAGAAGGGCGCCAUAAUCAACAUCGGUUCUGGCUCCGCCGUCGUCAUCCCAUCUGAUCCACUAUACGCUGUUUACGCUGCAACUAAAGCGUACAUUGAUCAAUUCUCAAGAUGCUUGUACGUUGAAUAUAAAGGCAAGGGGAUAGAUGUGCAAUGCCAGGUGCCCUUGUAUGUGGCUACAAAGAUGGCAUCCAUCAGGAGAUCUUCCUUGCUUGUUCCAUCGGCAGACACUUAUGCUCGUGCAGCUUUACGAUGGAUUGGCCACGAGCCAAGAUGCACACCCUACUGGCCUCACUCACUCAUAUGGUGUCUGCUUUCACUGAUACCGGAGUCCCUGAUCGAUCAAUGGCGCUUGGGCUUCUGCAUGAAGAUUCGUAAGAAGGGGCAGCUCAAGGAUGCUAAUAAGAAAGAUCAGUAGGAGAAUGUUAGUGAACUUGUAUGUGGUACUUCGUUUCACUAUUGUUUCACCUUCAUUUGAGGUUGCCUACUUCAUAUUGAAAUUUCUGUUUGCAAGUUAUACAAAGACACCGGAAACUCCUUGGGCAACUAUUCGAUUGAUAUCCUUCAAACCAAUUAUUAUA